AUGGGUUAUGGUACUGUUCUCCAGGUUGUUUCUGGUGCAAAGUGGAUCAUUGUUAGUAGUGACAACAAGAGGCUCUUUGGCACUGAGGAUGCUUCUGAAGACUUGUUUGCUCUGGCAUAUCGGAAUGAUCCAUCAACACAAUUAAUAGUGUUGGAACCUGGGUUUUCCCUUGUCUUGCCACCAGGGACUCCUCACGCUGUUCUUUCGGUGAUUAAUGCCUCAAGUAAGAGAUCAUCAAAAGGAGGCAAGGGAUUGGUUGAAGAGGUGCAUGAUUUUGAGCCCUCUGGUCAUACAAGUCCUGGUGUCUUGAUGGUGGGGCACCAUUUCUACAACUUUGGUACCAUGGACCUUACACUUCGAGCCUUCUUGCUUCAGUGCAUAAGGCCAAAGUGGUCCAAUCAGGAAGAGACUGACAGCAUCAUGGUCCAUGGCCGGAUGCUGUUGCUGAUGCACCUCCAGGCAAAGCUUCUUCAUCCCCCAUCCCUACCUCCAACCAUUCCAGUCAGGUCAGGUUUGUCGCUGGUAUACCUGGUCCUUGAGCACAAGAAGUUUCACUUCUCAGCAGUGACCAAUGACUGCUCAUUUGGCCACUUUUGUCAUGCAGCAGAUGACUUUCUAAAGGACACAAAAUUGGUAUCCAAAUAUCGCCGCUUUGCCAGCAGCAUUGACUUGAUGCUUCAGCAAAACAAUAUUGUGACGACAAGUAGCUUGGAAGCUGAGCAAAGGGGUGAAGCGUAUGGUUCCAGAAUAGGACUGGAUUAG
Cantharellus anzutake is the source of this 762-nucleotide messenger RNA. RefSeq lists its product as uncharacterized. The record is from RefSeq and is a predicted model, not a curated record. The transcript has 3 exons. The coding region runs from base 1 to 762 and encodes 253 amino acids. NCBI's taxonomy places the organism in Eukaryota, Fungi, Basidiomycota, Agaricomycetes, Cantharellales, Hydnaceae.